UACUUGUUCUCUAUAUCUAUAUCAUUUAAUGUUAAUGGAAGGACUUAUGAAGGAGAGAGGACUCAAAAAAUACCACCAGGUGCCACUUUAACUCCUACUGUAGUAUCAAGUACUUCAGUGGUAUCAACUGUAAUGCAGCCAUCAACUUUAAGGCAGACAUCAACUGUAAUGCAGACUUCAACUGCAAUUGUAACUUCAAGUACUCCAGUGACUACUAGUACUGCCAGUUCUAAUCCACCUGAGAGUAGUGCUGGUGGUAGCUCAGGUGGUGCUAUAGCAGCAGGAAUAAUAAUACCAUUACUAUUAGUAAUAGGAUUAGUCAUUGUUAUCAUUGUAGUAGUAGUUGUUUGGAGGAAAAAGAAAGGUAAAGACGAAGUUGUUUAUUAUAACACACGAACUAAACAAGCAGCACCAGAAGCAGUAUCCUAUAGUGUUGAUCAAGUUGGACAAUAUGAAGAAGUUAAACUGGAAACAAGACAUGGCCCUCCUCCUCCUCCAGCUCCUUUCAAAGCUGCUACACCUCCAGUGAUAGAAGAGUUCCCUAGUAAUAUGACAACUGAGGAAGGUCGUGAGGUUCUUUUUAAAGUUAAAGUUAAAGAAACUUCAAAACCAUCUUUUAAUUGGUAUCAUAAUGGAGAACCAGUGACUGAUGAUUAUGCUCAUGAGCUGAGAGGAGAUGGUAGUCUACUGCUACUGAGUGUUGAGGAAAAACAUAAAGGAACAUAUCGUUUUGUUGCUAAUAAUGAUGCUGGAACAGUUAGUCAACAAGUUGUACUCACAGUUGCAGUGGAGGGAAGUGAUGAGAGCAGAUUGUUACAUGGUGACUCAUCCAGUGCUAAGAUUGGUAUGAUUCCUGUUGAUAAAUUUGGAGAAUUUGUUGCUAACGGACACGCUAAAGGAAACGAAGGAUUUAGAAGCCAAUUUGGGACAUUGAACAGUGGUGAAAAUGAACACUCAGUAACAAUAGCUGUUACUCAAAGCAAUAAACCAUUGAAUCGUUUUGCAAACAUUGUCGUGUAUGAUGAUAAUCGUAUACUGCUCAACCAGAUACCAGGCAACAGGGACUGUCAGAAUGACUACGUUAAUGCCUGCUACAUUGAUGGCUAUUCCCAAGACUACAAGUACAUUGCAACACAAGGACCAGUCACGAAAACACUGGUUGACUUUUGGAGGCUAAUUUGGCAGGAGAAGCCACCUGUUAUUGUAAUGGUUACUAAUGUGAAGGAAGAGAAGAAGAUUAAGUGUCAUCAGUACUGGCCUGAGAGUGGUAGCACGAGUUAUGGGCCAUUUAGAAUUGAAUUGACUAAAGACCAAGCACUAUCAGAUUAUACCAUCAGGGAAAUGCAUUUGACUUUAUUGGGUUCAGAUCAACCUCCAUUGCUGAUCACGCAAUAUCAUUUCACAUCAUGGCCUGAUCAUGGAGUACCUGAAUAUGCAACAUCAAUACUUCAGUUUCACCGUAGAAUUAAGAAUGAAUACAAACCUACCAAAGGACCAAUGCUAGUACACUGCAGUGCUGGUGUAGGUAGGACUGGUACAUUCAUGGCUAUAGACAUGGGACUACAACAGGCAGAGAAGGAAGGAGGGAUUGAUAUUAUAAGUAUUAUCAAUAAAAUGAGACAACAGAGGAUGAAGAUGGUUCAGACAGCAGAUCAGUAUAUAUUUGUGAAUGAUGCUGUACUUGAGUCAGUGACAUGUGGUAAUACACAGGUUGAUAGUAGAAAUGCUCGUAUUGUAUUCAACAGGAUGAGUAAACCUGAUACUAAAACUGGUCGAACUGGUUUCAUUGAUCAAUUUACAGUAUUGGAGCAGGUAACACAAAGACCAGAUGAAGUGACACAUAAUAUUGCAUCACAGAAUAAUGACAAGAACAGAUCAACUCAAUUCCUGCCACGUGAUAAUUACAGAGUACCCCUUAAAGGAGAACAUCCAGAUUACAUCAAUGCAGUUUUCAUUAAUGGUUACAAAGAAAAGAAAGCAUUCAUAAUUGCAGAGAGUCCAAUGUUUAAUACAGCUAGAAACUUCUGGAAGAUGAUUGAUGAUAGAAAUGUGACUGCUAUUGUAAUGCUAUGCCAUGAAAAGGAAAUUGAUCAAGAGGUUUGCUACCAGUACUGGCCUUCAACUCCAAGUGGAUUAGUAAUUGGAGAAUAUGCUAUUAUGCUAUCAAGUGAAGAGAUAUAUAAUGGAUAUAUUGAAAGAAAAUUAGAAGUUAAAAAUACUAAUACUGGUUCUACUCAAAGUGUAAUGCAGUAUCAGAUAACAAAUUGGGUUUCAACGAGAAAAAUGGCUAAACCUCAGACUAUACUAUCAGUAAUAGAAGAAAUGUAUAAGACACAAAGAAGAAGAGGAAACACAAGCAUUGUAGUACACUGCAGUGAUACAGUUGGUCGUUCAGCAAUGUUUUGUGCAGCUGCUACAACAAUUAAUAAAUGUAAAACUGAAGGAGUCAUUGAUGUAUUUCAAGUACUCAAAAGUCAACGUAUUCAAAAACCAGGCAGUGUACAGACUGUUCAACAAUAUCAAGGGAUAUUUCAGAUUGUACUGACCUACUUGGAUUCAUUUGAGACAUAUUCAAAUUUCACUACUUAAGAAGUAUUGGAAUAAGAAAUUGACAUGUUUUUAUUUUACCGUAUUUUUGGUUUUAUUUUUGUGAUUUUUAAAAUGCUAAUGCUUUGAAUUUUUACUUUUAUUUUAAUCAGCAUAAAUAUAUUUUGUACUGACUAGUCUAUAUUUGAAUAAAUUUAAUAUGAAUGUA
Molecule: messenger RNA, 2755 nt
Organism: Amphimedon queenslandica
Lineage: Eukaryota; Metazoa; Porifera; Demospongiae; Haplosclerida; Niphatidae
Product: receptor-type tyrosine-protein phosphatase epsilon-like
Exons: 20
Coding region: 133-2589 (818 amino acids)
Biological process (GO): protein dephosphorylation
Molecular function (GO): protein tyrosine phosphatase activity
Source: RefSeq, a predicted model, not a curated record